This is a messenger RNA of Theobroma cacao (cacao), 3420 nucleotides long. RefSeq names its product C2 domain-containing protein (gene ATSYTF). The record is from RefSeq and is a predicted model, not a curated record. Gene Ontology annotation, molecular function: lipid binding. NCBI's taxonomy places the organism in Eukaryota, Viridiplantae, Streptophyta, Magnoliopsida, Malvales, Malvaceae.
AUUAACUAUAGUUUACAACAUGUAUGCCUUUUAGACUGACUUAGACUUUGCUCUCUCCUUCUGAACUGUUUUACAGGAAAAUGGAAAGACAUGGUGGGUGUCUUUGGAUGGGUUUCUUUGGCUUCCUUUAUUUGUAUGGGGUUUAAACUUUCCUUAUGAUUAUGAGUAAGACAACUGAAUAUUCUUGCUCAUGAUUCUUUGUCCUUUUGUUCCUUUAGAAUUUUCAUUCGUUUCAUGGGGAAUUUUCAAAGUUUGUUUCUUGUGGUGGGACAAUGUUGAAAAGUACGGACUUUUUCUGGGUUUGAGACUAAGAGGAAAGUAAAACAGUUUUUCGUUGGGGGGAGAAGGAUUGAAGAUUGUUAUUCUCUUUGGUGUUAACUGAAAUGGGUGGAAGGAGAAAGAGAGCUUUGAUGAAUGUUGAUGAAGUUGUGGACUUUUUCAACAACAUCAUAGUGGAGAAGCCUUAUCUCUUUUUGUUGAUCCCUUUUAUUUUGAUCUUCUGGGCUAUAGAGAAAUGGUUUUUCUCUCUGUCCAAUUGGGUUCCUCUUGUUCUGGCCGUUUGGGCAACUAUCCAGUAUGGUAAUUAUCAACACCGAAUGGUUGUUGAAGACUUGAAUAAAAAGUGGAAGCGAGUCAUACUAAAUACCUCGCCAAUAACACCAUUGGAGCACUGUGAGUGGCUAAACAAGCUUUUAAUGGAGAUUUGGUUGAACUUCAUGAAUCCAAAGCUUUCGUUAAGGUUCCAGUCGAUUGUUGAGAAACGCUUGAAACAUCGCAAAUCAAGACUCAUUGAAAAAGUGGAAUUGCUGGAGUUUUCACUAGGUUCAUCUCCACCUUGCUUGGGUCUUCAUGGGACUCGCUGGUCAACUUCAGGUGAUCAGCGAGUUAUGCGCUUGGGCUUUGACUGGGACACCACUGACAUUAGCAUUAUGUUGCUUGCCAAGGUGGCCAAGCCAUUCUUUGGAACUGCAAAAAUUGUUAUAAACAGCCUUCACAUCAAGGGUGAUCUUCUCUUGAUGCCAAUUCUGGCUGGGAAAGCAAUUUUGUACUCAUUUAUAUCUACUCCUGAAGUAAGGAUAACAGUUGCUUUUGGAAGUGGAGGAAGCCAAUCACUACCUGCAACAGAGCUGCCUGGUGUUUCUUCUUGGUUGGUUAAACUUUUGACUGACACCUUAUCUAAGACAAUGGUUGAACCUCGCCGUCAAUGUUUCUCUUUACCUACUGUAGAUUUAAGGAAGAAGGCUGUUGGUGGUAUUAUAUAUGUGACAGUCAUUUCAGCAAGUAAACUUUCUAGAAGUAGCUUGAGAGGAAGCCCAACAAGAAGGCAACCAAGUUUUGCUGUAGAUGGUUUAGAAGAUCACUUUGAUGAUAAAGAUCUACAGACAUUUGUUGAAGUUGAGUUAGGAGAGUUAACCAGAAGAACAUAUGUCAGGCCAGGCUCUAGUCCUCAAUGGGAUUCAACAUUUAACAUGGUUUUACAUGAUAAUACAGGCACUGUUCGAUUCCAUCUCUAUGAGCGUACUCCUGGCAGUGUGAAGUAUGACUAUCUAGCAAGUUGUGAGAUUAAGAUGAAAUAUGUUUCAGAUGAUUCCACGAUAUUUUGGGCAGUAGGCCCAGAUUCUGGUGUAAUAGCCAGGCAUUCUGAAGUUUGUGGCAAGGAAGUUGAAAUGGUUCUUCCAUUUGAAGGGGUCAAUGCAGGGAAGCAGUUGGCAGUCAGGCUUGUGGUAAAAGAAUGGCAAUUUUCUGAUGGUUCUCAUAGCUUCAACAACUUCCGUGUUAGGUCACAACCAACGCUGAAUGGGUCAUCAAAUUUCCUUUCAAGAACUGGAAGGAAAAUUAAUGUAACUGUUGUGGAAGGGAAGGAUAUUGUUACAAAAGACAAAUUUGGAAAGUGUAACCCCUAUGUUAAAUUGCAGUAUGGAAAGGUUCUCCAGAAAACAAGGACAGCACACUCUUUUAAUCCUAUCUGGAAUCAGAAGUUUGAGUUUGAUGAAAUAGGAGGUGGUGAAUACCUGAAGAUAAAAUGCUACACUGAAGAGGUCUUUGGAGAUGACAGCAUUGGUAGUGCACGGAUAAAUCUCGAGGGACUGGUAGAAGGGUCAGUGAGGGAUGUGUGGGUCCCUCUUGAGAAAGUGAAUUCAGGAGAACUAAGGAUCCAGAUAGAAGCAGUUAGCAUUGAUGACUAUGAAGGAUCAAGGGGUUCUGCAUAUCCAGGUAAUGGCUGGAUCGAACUUGUGCUUGUUGAAGCAAGAGACCUAAUAGCUGCUGAUCUAAGGGGGACAAGUGAUCCAUACGUGAGGGUGCAUUAUGGAAACUUGAAGAGACGAACAAAGGUUAUGUACAGAACAUUGAAUCCUCAGUGGCAUCAAACUUUGGAAUUCCCUGAUGAUGGUAGUCCCUUGGAGUUGCAUGUGAAAGACCACAAUGCCUUGCUACCGACAUCCAACAUAGGUGAUUGUGUUGUAGAAUAUCAGAGACUGCCUCCAAAUGAGAUGUCUGACAAGUGGAUACCGCUUCAAGGGGUCAAAAGGGGAGAGAUUCAUGUUCAGGUUACGAGAAAAGUCCCAGAAUUACUGAAGAGACCUAGUCUGGACCCUGAACCAUCCUUAACAAAAGCACAUCAAAUAUCAAGCCAGAUGAAACAAAUGAUGAUCAAGCUUCAGUCUUCAAUUGAGGAUAGCAACCUUGAAGGAGUCUCAAAUCCAUUGAGUGAACUUGAAGCUCUUCAAGAUUUGCAAGAAGAAUACAUGGUACAGCUUGAGACUGAGCAAAUGCUUCUACUCAACAAGAUAAAGGAGCUUGGUCAGGAAAUUUUGAACUCAUCACCUUCUAGAAGAUCUUCUGGAAGUUGAGGCAAAUCUUUACUACAAAUCAAGAUCAUUUACUCUCAAUAUAGUUUUCCUUACCCAGAAAUCCUUAUAGAUAAGAUGGUGAAUAUCAUGCUCAAACUAAUAAUCUUCACAGAACACUCCAACUCCCUGCUGUGUAAUAUGGUUGCAUAAUUCCUUUUUUGGCAGCAAAUCCUGAAUAGGCAUCACCUCCUCAUAGUACCAUUCCCCCUUUUUUGAAUUUCAACUUGACAACUUCUGGUCGCCAAGCAUCUGCAAAUGUGGAUCUACCUUUCCAUUUAGCCUUGCCACGUGAUGGACGGUUAACCAAUUCGUUAGAAGAUGUCAUGGUUGGUUAUUUUUUGCCUCUAUGAUGCACAUAAAGAAAGAAGAAUCUCAAAAGCAAGAACAUUGGAUCUCGAUCUUUGUGUUUAGAUGUUAUACUCUUCUUGCUACACUUAGUUUAACAUUCCUGUCGUGUAUAUGUACUUGCAAGGUUUGAAUGAAUAACUGUCUUAACAUUAAAUCAGCCAUGAAGAACUCUUUAGUUUCCUCCAUAAACAAUGAUAUAUGGAUGCUCCGUUAUCCUCAA